Messenger RNA from Haliotis rufescens (red abalone), 5294 nucleotides. RefSeq lists its product as uncharacterized. NCBI's taxonomy places the organism in Eukaryota, Metazoa, Mollusca, Gastropoda, Lepetellida, Haliotidae. Gene Ontology annotation, molecular function: protein binding. The record is from RefSeq and is a predicted model, not a curated record. The transcript has 4 exons. Bases 224 to 3883 code for a protein of 1219 amino acids.
CGCAUGUGUAUGACGCGUGUACAGGGCCGGAGUUCAGUAUACGCCCCACUCCUGUAGACAGUCAAAGGUUCAAGUUUGUAUAACACAGAAGGUGAGGACAAUUUAUGCUGGAGUAACAUCACUAGGUGAGAAAUACUCCUGCAGACAUCAGUAAAAGGUUCAAGUUUGUGUAACACAGAAGGAAGGAACUAAGUUAAUCACGGAAGGCUCUCCAGGAGGGAGGAUGGAACCAUUGCAAGACCAAGACCAAACUGAUCGUGAUGUUGGUCUACUUCUGACUGAAGUUUUAGACGAAAUAGAUAGAGGCCCACAACAGGGGCGACACCCCACUUCUACAUCUUCCACACAACAGAACUAUUAUCAGUGUCCAGUGUCCCAGACUAACAUCUCUAAUGCCUCUAAUGUUUCUGUUGGGGAUCUGGCACACAGGGGUUGCCUGUCACAGGACAACCUCACAACAAGGAUAGACAAUCUGAAGAAGGAAUUUAUUCACGUUCAUGCUCUAGAAGUAGCAGAGGAGUUGCUGAAAAAGAACAGACAUAUUGCCAUCAACGGAGCUCCAGGGGAUGGGAAAACCAGCAUCGCUUUAAUGCUUUGUGAUACAUAUCUAAAGAAAAGUCAUAGCGUAUUGUUCGUAGAAAACGUUGACCACUUUGAUGUUAACCUGAUCAUCAAAAGGAACAAUGAUAUGCUUGUUGUCUUUGACGACAUGUUUGGUUCUGUUACAUUACCGUCAAGUUUAGAAGCUAUCCACAAAGUGUUCAGCGCCCUGGUUGAAUCUGUGUGUGUCUUGAGUGUGUCACAACCAGAUAAAGCUACUUCAGGACAGACAUUCAAGCUUCACUUUCUUUUCACAUCACGAACCAACAACUGGAAUGAGGGAUGUUCAAGACUGCAUCAGUUCAAAGGCAGCCUCUUCAGUUCACAAGUUGUCGUUGAUUUGACAAAAACAGGCCUUUCAGAAAAAGAAAAGGAAUCCAUUCUCACAUCCUUCAUGAGAGAAAAUUCACAUUUCGACAUUUCUCAGGAGGAUAUGAAAGCUAUUACACAGAUACAAAACAGCAUGUUUGGAUUCCCAUUGACCUGUAGACUGUACGUCCAGAACACAGUCUUCCACAUGAAGACUCGAGACUUUUUCCAGCACCCUGUGACCUAUUUGAGAGGCGACCUUGACAACAUUGUCAGAGAACAGAGUAGCAGAUCAGUAGCUCUUAUUCUUCUCAUCCUGUGUGGUGGGAAACUGGACCUUGUUUCCUUUCAACUAGGAACGAGAGGAGCCUACACCGCCCUGUUUCAUGCUGUACAGGAGGUGGUGCCAUCGUGUACUCCAACGGACAUUGGUAACGAAAUCAGAAAUUUCAUUGGCUCCUACUGUAGAGUGGAGAAUAAUGUGGCUUCCUUCUCACAUCCAUCCAUCUAUGAUGUGGCAGCAUGUGCCCUUGGUAAUAUCAUCCCUGUGUUGUUGUUAAAGCAUUGUUCUAUGAAGUUUUUGUAUGAAAGAGUAAGACAGGGUAAGAACGAUCAACAACUGUCAACAGACACCGAUGAUGUCACAAAUAUGAUCUACAUCACGUCUCGACUACACCCAACAGUACUGACCAGGCUGGUGGAAGGCAUACAACAAGGAUGUUUCAGAUGGACACUCACCCAUCCUCUUUUGAGGGACGCUCGAUUUGCCUCCCUACUUCAACAAGAACUGGCUGAUCACUUGCAACACAUAGUUACAAAGAAGGACAAUGAUUCUGGUGAAUGUUUCUUUUAUUAUGUGUCACUGUCAGAUAGCGAUAUACUUUUUACCCAGUCAUUGGAAAUACUUCGUAGAAGGGAAAACAACCAAGUUCUUUCAGUGGAGAAUAGAAACUACCUCUAUGAUGGUUUAUUUGCCUGUGUGCUAUGGCAUAAGCUCAGACACCUUCAAGAUAUUAUAGAUAUGCUUCAGGAAGGUCAUAUUUUCGAUGUCAACUGGAGAAAGGGAGAUAGAACCCUGCUGAUGUUUGCUGCAGAGUCAGGUCAUUUGGAUGUGUUCAACGUAUUGUUAAACUUGAAAGCAGACGUUUUACUUACUGACAAGAAAGGAUAUACUUGUCUUCACCACGCUUGUAAAUCAGGGAGCAAAGAUGUCAGUAUAGCUAUUGUUAAGCUUUGUCCUGAUUUGAUGAAUGUAUUUGCCGAGAAAGGCCUGACAGCUGCCAUGUUGUGUUGUUUGUCAGGUCAGAAUGAAGUUCUGAAAGAACUUGUGCGGCUAGGAGCAAAUCUCAGUCUCACAGACAACAAAGGUAGAAACUGUCUUCAUUUGGCUUGUGAAAGUGGACCCCCAUCUACAGUGAAAUAUUUGUUGUCUCUGAAAACAACUGAUAUCAAUAGUAAAGGAUGGCUCAGGCAGACACCAGCUAUGAUUGCAGCACUACAUGGACAUUUUGAUGUCUACAACCUGCUGGUAUCAGAGGGUGCUGAUCUGUCACAUACUGAUGAUAACAACAAUGAUUGUCUGAUGUUGGCAUGCAUGGGAGGCAGCAUGCCUAUUGUUAAACACAUCUUGCCCUUGAAACUGUUUGCCAUCAAUAAGAGAGAAGGAUUAAACAAGACACCAGUUUUGUUGGCAGCAGAGAGAGGACACUCAGAUGUUUAUAAUCUUCUUGUGUCAGAGGGGGCUGAUCUGUCGCUCACUGAUGAUUACAAACAUGAUUGUCUGAUGUUGGCUUGUAUUGGAGGUAGCAUGCCUAUAGUGAAACACCUCUUGUCCUUGAAAACAUUUGACAUCAAUACGAGACAAUGGUUCAACAAGACACCAGUUAUGUUGGCAGCUCAGAGAGGACAUGUUGAUGUUUAUAAUCUUCUUGUAUCAGAGGGGGCCGAUCUGUCACUAAGUGAUUUGAUGAACAAACAUUGUUUGAUGUUGGCAUGUGAGGGAGGUAGCAUGCCUAUUGUGAAACACCUCUUGUCCUUGAAAACAUUUGACAUCAAUAGGAAAGGAAAAUUUACCAAGACACCAGUUAUGUUGGCAGCAAUGAGAGGACAUUUAGAUUUAUAUAAUCUUCUUGUAUCAGAGGGGGCUGAUCUGUCACUUACUGAUGAGGACAACAAUGAUUGUCUGAUGCUGGCAUGUAAGAGAGGUAGCCUACCUAUUGUGAAACACCUCUUGUCCUUGAAAACAUUUGACAUCAAUAGGACAGGCUGGUUCAACCAGACACCAGUUAUGUCGGCAGCAAACAGUGGACAUUUAGAUGUAUAUAAUCUUCUUGUAUCAGAGGGUGCCGAUUUGAAACUUACUGAUGUGAUGGACAAAGAUUGCCUGAUGUUGGCAUGUGUAGGAGGCAGCAUGCCUAUUGUGAAACACCUCUUGUCCUUGAAAACAUUUGACAUCAACAGGAGAGGAGGGUUUAACCAGACACCAGUUAUGUUGGCAGCAGAGAGGGGACAUGUUGAUGUAAGCAAUCUUCUUGUAUCAGAGGGUGCCGAUCUGUCACUUACUGAUGAUGGCAACAAUGAUUGUCUGAUGUUGGCUUGUGGGGGCGGUAACAUGCCUCUUGUGAAAUACCUAUUAUCCUUGAAAACAUUUGACAUCAAUAGGAGAGGAGGACAGUUUAAUCAGACACCAGUUCUGUUGGCAGCAGAGAGGGGACAUGUUGAUGUUUAUAAUCUUCUUGUAUCAGAGGGGACAGACCUGUCACUUACUGAUGAUAACAACAAUGAUUGUCUGAUGUUGGCAUGUAAGAGAGGGAGCAUGCUUAUUGUGAAACACCUGUUGUCCUUGAAAACAUUUGACAUCAACAGGAGGGGAUGGUUAAGAAAGACACCGGUUAUAUUUGCAGCAGAGAUGGGACAUGUUGAAGUUCGUGAUCUUCUUGUAUCAGAGGGGGCUGAUCUGACACUUACUGCAUGACGUAUCCCCCUUGACUACUCUGUAUAACUAAACCGAUGUAUUAAAGAAAACGUUGUUUUUCCAUGGUGUGAAGUAAAAGACGCUACAUCUCCUAAGAAAGGUUUUGAUUUACAAUGACACAACGACAAAAGGGGCACUCAAUGAGAGAAGUUAAAAUGUCACUAUCAAAACAUCUGUCCAAUGACGGUAUUGCAAGGCACUAACACCUGAUCAAUAACGAGUUCGACUACCUCGUGCAUCAAUCAACACCACAACACGUCGCCGUACUGAUGACGUCAAACGUGGGAUGACUUAAGCAGGCACCCUUUGUCUUUCGUCUAGUAGAGCUUUUCCAUGCCCGGACGGUUGACUGGUGGUAUUGGUCGCCUUCUGAUUUGUCUGUCAGGAUGAUUCCAUAAACGUUUGAUGGGGUAUCAUGCCACAAGGUCAUGCAACACAGGAAUGUUCCUGUUGUUCAGGAAGUCUUGCGGUAUUCAUGCUGUAUGGGAUCUCGCGUUGUCUUGCUGAAAGAGAAUACUGCAUGGUCGUUGUAGCAGAAAAGGAUGAAUAAAGGGACCUAAACGUCAUAUUGAUACCACUGUGCAUUCAGGUUAUGGUGAAUGAUGACAUACCUUUAUCCAUGAUACACUGGGAGAUUCCUGAGACAGCCAAGUGUGAAUCAGACCUGUACAAUGUAAAAUACGCUGAAUUCCAUUUUCUUUAUUAAACUUCACUUUGUAUAUUAUACCUGAUAAGUUGCUUUCUGGUAGAUUUAAUUUACGCCAGUAUGAUACCAUUCUAAACUUUUUAAAUGUUAAAUUGAUAUUUACUCCCCAUGUACCAUGAUAUCAGAGUAGUUUGCUUAACCUUCCACAUAUAUAUUUGCAAUAGCUUAACUGAACACGUUCCAGUAUAAUGUAGAAUUUUUGAAGCUUUAUACCUCAGAUCCAUACAACAAUCCAGUGGGUCAAAUAUUUUUUAGUUGUCAGUUAUUUGGUACUUCUAACAAUCGUAUUUAUUAUUUGAAUAACCCGGAAUCAAAUGAUCAAUAUCAAGUACAAACAUUUGUUGGCUGUUAAACAAAAGUCCAUUCUUAUUAACUGUGCUAAAUGUGUCUUAAAAGCUAAAAUGUAUUUGUAAUAUUGCUAACUGUCACUGUAUAAUGGCCUUUCAACUGAAUAAACCAUUAAGACAGUAUCACUGGCAUAGAGAAUUUACUAAUCGUUGAAUAAAACUUCCAAUUUCAAUUAAAAUAUGAUCAUUUACUUUUUCCAUACCGAUACUGUCAUUAUCUGACAAAAAUGACACGGUGUCAUUCAGAUAAAGAGCAAAGAGAAAUUGGGGCAAGUUUUCGCCGUGCCUUACUCCAAUGUUACGAGGAAAAAAUCUCAAUUACACUGCCAUUAUGAGAAUGACAUGAUUGUAUCUGUUU